Messenger RNA from Exophiala spinifera, 1011 nucleotides. RefSeq lists its product as uncharacterized. The record is from RefSeq and is a predicted model, not a curated record. The transcript has 2 exons. Lineage: Eukaryota; Fungi; Ascomycota; Eurotiomycetes; Chaetothyriales; Herpotrichiellaceae. Bases 1 to 1011 code for a protein of 336 amino acids.
AUGACAUUCUUUAAGCCGACAGAAAGAAUCAGAGUUGUUGUAUUUGGGGGAACUGGCUCACAGGGGUUGAGCGUUGUCAAAGCCUUGGCAUCGAGUGAGAAAUAUGUGACCACGGUACUUACGAGAGACAACAAAUCCAAGAAUGCCACUGAAAUCGCGACCUUGUAUGGUGUCAAGCUUGUACAAGGUUCUUACACCACAGAGGAAGGCUUGCGAGCCGCUUUCAACGAGCAGGAUGUGGCCUAUGUCAAUUUUGACAGCUUUGGAAUAGGCGAACCGGCGGAAUACUUCUGGACAUUCCGAGCAUACGAAAUAGCCAUCCAAAGCGGCUUGAAAUUGUUCAUUUACCCAGGAGCUCCCGAUCGAUAUGCACAACACAACUUCGUCGAGGAUUAUCGGAACAGCCACAACAUAGUAGCAGCAAGACUGAGCAACUGGCUCACAAAUCAGCCAACGGAAAGGUUGCCGUGGACGAUCCUGACUGGUGGGGUAUAUGCGUCGAUGUUGAAUAGCAUACUGAGGCCCAUCAAAGAUGAUGAUGGCGUAACCUUCGCUGUGCCCAUGGCGGAAGACAGCGUCAUUCCGCUGAUACCCCUGGAAAACUACGGUCUGAGGAUCAAGUGGAUACUGGAAAAUGCCGAAGAGGCCGUUGGCAAGUUCGUUUCCGCGGCGCCAUACCAUGUUACGUUUCCUGAGAUUGCGAAAGCAUUCGAGAAAGUGAACGGGAUCAAGGCUUCGUUCCGACCGAUUACCGUCGAGCAAUGGAUAGAAGGGGCGUCGGCAUUCAUUGACGUGGACAAGACAUUGCCUCGAGGUUCGACCAGCGAGGAUCCCACCACCUUUACUUUCAGGAAAAGUUUCAGCGCAUGGUGGAGGCUAUGGCGGGACAGUGUGGAGGACCAGGAGAGGAACAAGGAGGCAAGAAGAUGGAUCAGUGCUUACCAUCCUUCAAGUCCCAAAAAUAUUGAAGAAUGGAUGACGGUGACCAGAUACGGGUCCCAACUGCUGUAA